Anarrhichthys ocellatus (wolf-eel) is the source of this 3765-nucleotide messenger RNA. RefSeq names its product sirtuin 1 (gene sirt1). The record is from RefSeq and is a predicted model, not a curated record. Gene Ontology annotation, biological process: negative regulation of DNA-templated transcription. Lineage: Eukaryota; Metazoa; Chordata; Actinopteri; Perciformes; Anarhichadidae. Gene Ontology annotation, cellular component: nucleus; nuclear inner membrane; rDNA heterochromatin. The coding region runs from base 199 to 2313 and encodes 704 amino acids. Gene Ontology annotation, molecular function: p53 binding; transcription corepressor activity; histone deacetylase activity, NAD-dependent. The transcript is spliced from 9 exons.
AACUUUGUUCGGCCAUGAGUACUUCACAAUUACUCUGACAGUGUUUGAAGGCAGCAAUAUUUUGUUGUGGUUUACGUCAUAGACGUAAAAGGGGGACGUUCCAGCCGUGUCGACUGGUGGAGAAUAAGUCACGUGCGCAAUGCAAAUGAGACAGCUGUCCGAGAGGAAGGAUCUGCUCAGCGGCUCUGCGGGCUGAAGAUGGCGGACGGAGAGACUAGUCUCGGAAUGGCCUUUUCAGGCGCAUCCGAUAUGGAAGAACCUGCCGCAAAAAGGUCUAAAAUCAGCCCGGUAAAGAAAUACGGAUUCAAAGUCGCUCAAGAGGGCCUAUCCUCGUGUGUCUCUGGGGCCAAAGAGAGCCGGGAGGCGGCGAUGAAUUGUACGCAAACAGCGGAGACGGAAGCGAAGCCGGCGAUGGCGGUAGAGCAGGCCCCAGCGGCGCUAGGCGGAGACAACAAUGGACUGGGACUGCUGGUCUCCGAGCCGCACAAACCAGUCGUGAAGCUAGACGACAGCGCGGUACUCGGGACGACGGAGGAGAGCGCUGAUUUCCUCGGACAUGACGAUCUUCCCUCCAACGGUCUGGCCGUCACGCCGGACCACAUCAUCAACGACGACGACGACAGGUCGUCACACGCGAGCUCCAGUGACUGGGCACCUCGACCGCAAAUAGGCUCCUACAGUUUCAUCCAGCAACACAUCAGAGACACAGACCCGAGGACCAUUCUGAGGGAUCUGCUGCCCGAGACUGUCCUCCCUCCAGAUUUAGAUGACAUGACACUGUGGCAGAUUAUCAUCAACAUCUCAGAACCUCCGAAAAGAAAGAAGCGGAAGGAUAUUAACACCUUAGAAGAUGUGGUCAGGCUACUCCAUGAAAGUAAAAGGAUCCUUGUGCUGACUGGUGCUGGGGUGUCAGUUUCGUGUGGAAUACCAGAUUUUCGCUCCAGAGAUGGAAUUUAUGCACGGCUUGCUGUAGAUUUUCCUGAUCUUCCAGACCCUCAAGCUAUGUUCGACAUUGAUUACUUCAGACGGGACCCGAGACCCUUUUUCAAGUUUGCUAAGGAGAUCUACCCGGGCCAGUUCCAGCCUUCACCCUGUCACAAAUUCAUAUCUAUGCUGGACAAGCAGGGGAAGCUGCUGCGCAAUUACACACAAAAUAUUGAUACAUUAGAACAAGUGUCUGGAGUUAAGCGGAUUAUCCAGUGUCAUGGGUCGUUUGCAACUGCUUCCUGUCUCGUCUGUCAAGACCAAAUGGGUUGUGAAGCUAUAAGGGAAGACAUCUUUAACCAGGUUGUCCCUCGUUGUCGACGUUGUCCAGAUAUUCCCCUGGCGAUCAUGAAACCUGACAUUGUCUUCUUCGGAGAGAAUCUUCCAGAAAUGUUCCACAGAGCCAUGAAACAGGAUAAGGACGAGGUGGACCUCUUGAUCGUCAUCGGCUCUUCACUUAAAGUCCGACCAGUUGCCCUCAUCCCAAACUCCAUUCCACAUGAAGUGCCUCAGAUCCUGAUCAAUAGGGAGCAGCUGCCUCAUCUCAACUUUGACGUGGAGCUACUCGGCGACUGUGACGUCAUUGUCAACGAGCUCUGUCAUCGGUUGGGUGGAGACUUUGAGCAGCUCUGCUACAACAUUGUAAGACUCACUGAGACCACAGAAAAGCCCCCCCGGCUACCAGAACAGCCACCGAGCGAGGCCUUGCCUGCUGUUGCUGAUGCCGCUCAGGAGGAGCAGCAGCAGCACAGUACAGACUCUGUAACUAAGCCUUCAGAGGAGACGGAAAGUCUGAAUGUCACAGACACUGCUGGUAACGAUGUUCCACCUCCAGAGCCUUGUCCAAAUGCUCAGUGUCCCAGCGAAGAGACGGCUGAGCCUUCAGAGUUGCCAGCAGAGGACGCGCCGAAAGAGGAGACCGCUGAAGUAAAGAGCCAAACCUCCAACCUUGAAUUUCGGAGACGAUGCUGGAUGAGUCGAAUCAACAGAAGUCCAAUCAGCAAACGCCUUGAGACAGGCCAGUACCUGUUCCAAGCACCAAAUCACUAUAUCUUCCACGGGGCUGAGGUUUACUCCGACUCUGAAGACGAGACGUCGAGCUCCUGUGGGAGCGACAGUGACGAGUCCGAGUGCAGUGCAGAUGGGGUUGAAGAAGAAGACGAAGACGACGACGACGACGACAGCGAGCCGGAAGACGCCGACACUCUAGCAGCGGAGGGAGAGACUUGUCUCAGAGACUCAUUGCAACGCUCUUUAGCCAAUGAGGCCGAGUCGAGUGUGCAGACAGACAGUACUUCUGAAAAGACGCGAAGCACCACACACCUUUAAAUGUAAACGUACCCAGUCGACAAAGCACUACUUGUCUUUUUUUUUUUUAUAUAUAUAUAUAUAUACGUUUUGUAUAUUUUUGACUCAUCAACCGUACUAUUAUUUUUCAUAAAGUUGAAAUUGCUUGACAACGGCAAGUUUUGUUUUCUGUGCCCAGUUUGGUCACGAGCAUUGUCUGAAACAUCAUGCUGUAGACUACUUACUAAUUAGAAUGCAGUAGUCAUUGUUUUUGGUUCAGACUUCUUUUCAUGUGGUCGUCUCAUUUUUAUUCACAUUUUGAGAAAUUCUUCCGAGACGUCCACUGCAGCGUGCCGAUAAUGCAACACUAGAUUAAGCUUUAAUUCUUAAAUUGCAGUCAUUACAGGCAAAGACUUUGAAUGUCUCAGUCCAUGGUGUGAACUCUGCUGUGGUCUAAUGAUGUGUUUUACAGUUGCUUCAUGUUCCAAUUGGAAAACGUGUAAAUAUAUACGCCUCCUGCCUGCUAAAUAGGGGAUACUAUGAGUUUCAGACACGUACAUAAAUCUUUAGAUGGUUUACUUGAACACAUUGUCUAACUUGCAAUAUAAAAGUUCAGCGCUGCCCUUUCAUUAAGGGUAAAAGCUAGAAUUCAGAACAGUACUUUUUCAUUUUAGACCAAAGAACGCUUUAUCACCAUGUUCCUACGUUGUCAUAAGCUUUGUAUGUUAAAUAUAUAACUAUUGAAAAGGUGUUCCUUCCGACAUGUGGCAGCUACUUUUUUAUGGUCAAGCCUCUUAUUUUUAUACUCUGUGAGACAUAUUCCUCCAAGAGUAGAUGCUAGUUUAUAUCUGUACAAGGUUCUAAGUUGUAUUAUUAAACCGUAGGAAUAUAUUCAAUGAGUUUGAGUUCAAAAAUGGCAUCAAAGUGGUUUUAUUGCCCAUGUCACUUUUCAUAGAUUAUAAAGUUAAAACAUUCACUACACAGAGGAUUCUACUGCCUGUAAAGAUCACGUGUUGGUAGAUGGACAUAUUUGAGUGAAUGUAGUGGAUAAAGGUAAACUCUAGCCAACAUAAUUAACAUACCAUCUACAUUAAGGUCAUAUUUUGUUUACGGUAUAAGGAAAUAAGAUUUUUUUUUUUUUUACAUCUUUAUAGGGGUUAUCUCUUCUUGGGUUCUCAGUAAAAAAAAAAAUGAAAAAUGACUUUCUUUCUAUUAUUUCAUGCACAACAGAUCCAAUCAAUUCACAUCAACAUCCUCAAAGUGAAGGAGCGAGGCGAGAAAAGUGCGCCACCUAGCGUGUCAGAGUUCACCCUUACAGUUCCUCUUUUCACUUCAUGUGGCUUUCUAAUCGUGUAGAGUCGAAGGGUUUAAGAGAGACAACGACUGAGUUACAUUUGUUAAAUUGUUAUAUUCCAAGGAAAGUGUCUAUAACAGCAAUACAGUGCAACAUUCAAGGUUUUAACUUCAGUAGGGUGCCAAUAACGUCGGGGAGGG